This is a messenger RNA of Cynara cardunculus var. scolymus (artichoke), 865 nucleotides long. RefSeq lists its product as uncharacterized. The transcript has a single exon. The record is from RefSeq and is a predicted model, not a curated record. The coding region runs from base 134 to 730 and encodes 198 amino acids. NCBI's taxonomy places the organism in Eukaryota, Viridiplantae, Streptophyta, Magnoliopsida, Asterales, Asteraceae.
AUUCUAACAAUAUAUAUGUGUCUGUGUGUAUAUAUGUGUGUAUAUAUACUUUCCCAAAGACCGAUGUAUGCAAAUAAAGGGCAAGAGCCACUGAGAAAUCUGAUCUGGGUUCGUGAGUUACUCAAGGAGGAAGAUGAUGUUACAUCCCGCAACCGAGUUCCUUCCGCCGGCCUCAUCACCAACGAUUUCUUCACUUUCAUCUUCUGAUUUCGAUACCGAGUCAACUGGCUCGUUUUUCCAUGACCGUAGCACCAGCUUGGGAACUCUGAUGGGUGUGACCACCUUUACAUUCAGGACCCCUUCGCAGCGUCGAGACGGGACUCCCACUAUAACGCGUCGAUCGACUCCUAAUAAUAGAAAUUUUGUACCACGGAGGAGGAAGAAAGAUCAGACGACGGAUUUGGUGGCGGAACGGCGGAGGAAGAGGGUUAGAAGGAGGAAUUGGUGGUGGUUGUGCAGUGGUGAGGCUUCAAAGCCUUCUUCUCUUGGGGAGUUUCUGGAGGUUGAGCGGAGGUUUGGAGUGGAGGCACUGUUUGAUGGUGAUGCUUUGAUGGAUGUGAACUUGGGUGAUCAUCAUAGGAAUAACGGGAGGAUGUUAUUUGCUGAUGGGAGGGUCUUACCACCACCCCAUUCCCCUGAUGAUGAUGAUGAAGGGACUCCUGUUUGUUCUCUUUGUAGGUUUCAUGUUUUGCUGGCGGCAAUCUGCGGCGGCGGCGGUGGUGUAAGAUAGGCAAUUUAACUAAAAUCUUUAGCUGUUUUGUUGGUUAAAGGUGGGAUCUUGGGAUACCAUUUUCAUAAACUGUAUGUAAAAGCCUGUGAUUUUGUUGCCAUCUAAUUUGAUCAAUACAAUGACUGAUUCAAUACC